AGUGCACCACCUUAACACGCUGAACAAAAACACCACCUUUGGUCUUUUCGUAACCCUAACCCCUCAAAAACCAAAACGAAAACAAAAUUGUCUCAUCGUUCAAUAUACACACACAUAACCCUUUCUUUCUUCUUCUUCUUCUUCGUCGAUGCUUCUUCUUGGUAAUUCAAAAGCUCAAACGGGGAGGGUUCCUUUGUUAACUUCUCUCUCUCUUCUUCUUCCUCUUCAUGUCUUCAAUUACCGCUUCUCCUCUUUCAGGGUCUCCAAAAACCCUACCUUUUGAUUUUCCUCCUUUCUCUAUACACAAACCUUCUCCUCUUUUUCAUUCUCUUCAAUUUACCUUAUUGCAUCUUCCUCUUCCAUCUCUUCAGCAAUAUGAGCAAUCCUAAGGUGCUACUAUUUGGCUCAUUUACUGAAGAUGAAACCAGAUCAUUGCGGGUAAAAAAGUCUUCUGCGAAAAAUGAAAAGCCCGUGGAGAAGAAUCAGCUGCAAUUUGGUUCUCUGAAUUCUGUUACUGUUGAAUCAAGCAACCUGCCAAAUUCACCGAAAGCAACAAAUAGUGCUCCUCUCCAUGAUUCUCAGAAAUUUAAAGGAGUGAACGGCGUCAGAGUGAAUUUACCUCAAGUAACAGAAACUAUAAAAGAGAAUGGCGGCAUUACUAAUUUCUCCAUCGGUCCCUCAAGUAUCACUAGUGCAAACGAAGUUAAAGAACAUAUUGUGUGUUCUGUUACACCAAUUGUUGAAAAUGGUACUGCAAACCAGUUUACAAACUUGAGCUUGGAUGCUUCUGAGGCUGAAAGUUUGAAGAAUGUAUUAAAAAAUGGUAGUGGUGGCGAUUCUUCAUCAAAGUUAUUCGAGCAAAACUUGAAAAAGGCACCUAAUGGGCAUGCUGUUAUGCAUGUUAAGGAUCUUCAGCCUCGAGGCCUUAUUAACUCUGGGAAUUUAUGCUUCCUUAGUGCAACCGUGCAGGCUCUCUUGGCUUGUUCUCCUUUUGUUCAGCUUUUACAGGAAUUAAGAACUCGUACCAUUCCUAAGGUUGGCUAUCCCACACUAAAAGCAUUUGCUGAGUUCGUAACUCAAUUUGACAUGCCAAGCGGAGUAAACUUAAAGAAGAAAGAUACAGAUUCUUUUGAGUUUGGACGGGCAUUUUGCCCUGUUAUGUUUGAAGAUGUUCUGAAAAAUUUUACUCCGGAUGUGCCAAAUAGCAUUUCAGGAAGACCAAGGCAAGAAGAUGCUCAGGAAUUUCUGAGCUUUGUAAUGGAUCAAAUGCAUGACGAAUUACUGAAGCUUGAAGGACAGUCUUCAAGUCUUAAUGGUAGCAAAUCUUUUCUAGUUUCUUCUGUGGAAGAUGAUGAAUGGGAAACAGUAGGGCCAAAGAAUAAAUCUGCUGUUACAAGGACUCAAAGCUUUAUUCCCUCAGAAUUAAAUGGUAUUUUCGGAGGACAACUCCAAAGUUUGGUGAUAACUAAAGGAAAUAGAUCUGCCACUAAUCAACCAUACCGCUUGAUCCAUCUCGACAUUCACCCUGAUGCUGUUCACACCAUUGAGGAUGCCCUGCACCUGUUUUCUGCUCCAGAAACUCUUGAAGGUUACCGAGCAUCGGUCUCUGGAAAGGCGGGGACUGCAAAAAAAUCUAUUAAGAUAAAGACACUUCCUAAAGUAAUGAUAUUGCACCUAAUGCGUUUUGGUUAUGGAAGCCAGGGAAGCACCAAGUUGCUUAAGCCCGUGCACUUUCCUCUUGAAUUGGUAUUGGGUCGUGACCUGCUUGUUUCACCAUCUACUGAGGGUCGAAAAUAUGAACUUGUUGCUACAAUUACUCAUCAUGGAAGGGAGCCUUCAAAAGGGCAUUACACAGCUGAUGCCCAGUACCCUAAUGGUCGGUGGCUGCGAUUUGAUGACGCAUCUGUCUUUGCUAUUGCAACAAAUAAGGUGCUGCAUGAUCAGGCCUAUGUUCUUUUCUACAAACAGAUAUAAGCAUAUACAUAUUACCCUGUUGAUAUCUACUCCCUUUUGCACUUGGAGAAAAACUAUCUUGUAAGAUAGGGUUGACAGUUGAUUAAUGUUUUGCCUGGAGAAGAUGCGAGUGAUUGUUCAUUAAGGUGAUAUCAUAUAUGUUUGUUCCAAUCUAGAGUGUGUGAUAAGAGUAAUUGUUGUAACAUUCUUUUCCUCCUUGUUAUCUAGACCAUGAAAAGUUUUGCAGUCCUAGUUUAGGACGUGAACAUGUGAUCAUCUUACAGUUAAAAGCGUGUGAGAAAUGCAGCUUAUUGUAAAGUUUCACUAGUCGAAAGAAAUUGGGAUUUAAAUUAUGAUUAUAAAGCUUCACCUUUGAUGUGUUGAUUGUUGAUUUUGUA
Messenger RNA from Medicago truncatula (barrel medic), 2351 nucleotides. RefSeq names its product ubiquitin carboxyl-terminal hydrolase 24. The record is from RefSeq and is a predicted model, not a curated record. NCBI's taxonomy places the organism in Eukaryota, Viridiplantae, Streptophyta, Magnoliopsida, Fabales, Fabaceae. Bases 376 to 1974 code for a protein of 532 amino acids. Gene Ontology annotation, biological process: protein deubiquitination. Gene Ontology annotation, cellular component: nucleus; cytosol. The transcript has 7 exons. Gene Ontology annotation, molecular function: cysteine-type deubiquitinase activity.